AUGACAGGUGAACUAAUCAUCGAGAAUGCGAAAAAGUUCAUGAAAGAUAUAGAGAGUGGAUCUGUUGAAAGGGAGGGCAUGGAGGACAAAUUAAAAUCCAUAAGAGACAAAGUUCGCAAUGCAAUGGAUGUCGAAGAUGUUCUGACUUACCCAGAAGAAAAUGUAGUUGCACAGUUGUUGACUGAUGAAAAAAUUAUUGAAAACGUUAUUGGAAUUAAUAAAGAUGAUAUCGAUGAAGAAGUUGAUGAAAGUUCUACAAUGGAGCCCCCUUCGCGAAACGUAUCUAUUAAAGCGGCAAUCACAUUGAACAAUUUCUUGUUGAGCUAUGAGAAAAUAACACCAGAAGUUCUUACCAUGUUAAGGAAAAUUUGA
Molecule: messenger RNA, 372 nt
Organism: Impatiens glandulifera
Lineage: Eukaryota; Viridiplantae; Streptophyta; Magnoliopsida; Ericales; Balsaminaceae
Exons: 2
Coding region: 1-372 (123 amino acids)
Source: RefSeq, a predicted model, not a curated record